AUGGUAACACAUAACAGUGGUAACAAGCAUGAUGAAAAUAAGAAUUCUUCCUCAACCAACAAAAAGAAGAAACCACUCAAAGGUAUUUCAGUAGGUGCACCACUUCCAUUCUUUGGAACAUGUGAACAUUACAAGAAUUCAAAGAGAUGGUUCAGGUUCGAUUGUUGUGGACGUGCCUAUCCAUGUGAUAUUUGCCAUGAACUGGAAUGCACUGCUCCAUCUUCUGACAUUAUGGGUAGAAAAAUGAUUUGUGGAUAUUGCUCAAGAGAACAAGGACUUGCCCAGACAUGUCACUUUUGUCAAAAGAAUUUAAUCAAAAAGAUUUCAGAAAAAACUGGUAGAAGUGCUGCAAAAACCAAACAGCAUAAAUAA
Molecule: messenger RNA, 372 nt
Organism: Naegleria gruberi
Lineage: Eukaryota; Heterolobosea; Eutetramitea; Acrasida; Naegleriidae
Product: CHY zinc finger domain-containing protein
Exons: 1
Coding region: 1-372 (123 amino acids)
Molecular function (GO): zinc ion binding
Source: RefSeq, a predicted model, not a curated record